Molecule: messenger RNA, 1036 nt
Organism: Lycium barbarum (goji berry)
Lineage: Eukaryota; Viridiplantae; Streptophyta; Magnoliopsida; Solanales; Solanaceae
Exons: 5
Coding region: 266-832 (188 amino acids)
Source: RefSeq, a predicted model, not a curated record
CUUCAGUUGAAAGAUCCAUUUUAUUUAUUUAUUUAUAUAUAUGUCUAUUGAUGUCAAGUCAGAGUAGAAUUCUUGUUUGACUCUCGAAAUUCAAUCUGUACUACAUAUAUUGGGACAGAUGGAGUCAUAUACUUUCUUUUUUUUCUUUUAUUAGCUUAUAGAAUGUAAAUUCAUUAUAAGUGGUGUUUUCUUUAGCCAAGGUCUACAGAAGUUAUAUGCAUGAUCUAACCUUUUUCACAAUCAAAGGGUUCGGAUCAGGGAAAGGAUGUCGUUCAUGAAAGGUGAUUUGUUAAGCAGAUCGAGAAAGCUUGUCAAAGGCUUAGCCAAAGCCGAGCCUGUCUGGCUCAAGGCUAUGGAGAAGGCUCCACCGGCAACAUUCCCUCGUGCUGAGAAGAAGCUGCAACCCAUUAGUCUACCCGAGGAUGUCUAUAUCAAGAAGUUCUUCCAAAAACAUCCAGAAUCUAAACAUGAGGAUGCCAUUAAGAUUUCCGGAUUUGACCCUCCUCCAGCCCGUCUAUUCGGGUGGCGAGUGCUCGAGUUAAAGGAGCAAGGGGUCAGCGAAGAGGAAGCUAUGGCUGUUGCUGAUAUGGAAUAUAGAGGAGAAAGAAAAGCAAAAAAGAAAGCAUAUUCUCGACUGAAGCAGAUUGCACGACUUCAAGGGAAGAAACCACCUCCCAAUCCAUAUCCAAGCGCUAUCAAGGAGAUACAAGCUGAAGAAAGGAAGUUUGUGCGCGAUCGUUUCUAUAACCGAGAUAUUCUUCAAAUUGCGGGGAGACUGAAAGAGGAGAGGCAAGCGGAGCUGCAAGAUAGAAGAGGUGGAGGUGGCUGGUAAAAUCCACAAGGUCUUGGUUCUAAUAGGUUUUCUUUUCUCUCUUUUGAUGCUUCGAUUAUGUAUCUUUCAGAUAUUAGAUCUCUGUCCAAGUGGUUACACUUUGUGGUAGGCUUGGAGUCCUUUUUCAGUUAAAUUGAAAAAUAGGUGAUAGUCUGAAUUUAAAAGAAGCAAUUUCUAUUAACGUGAUUCAACUGCCUUCACUGA